Nicotiana tabacum (common tobacco) is the source of this 826-nucleotide messenger RNA. The record is from RefSeq and is a predicted model, not a curated record. Lineage: Eukaryota; Viridiplantae; Streptophyta; Magnoliopsida; Solanales; Solanaceae.
AGGCUUCAAACCACAGCUCUGUUACUUUAGAAGAACCGAACCUUUCAGUCUACCCAAGGGCAGCAUGCCUAAAUGGCUUUUCACAGAAGGUUGUUCUUCAUGCUGGUGAUGCCCUGUUCAUUCCCGAAGGAUGGUUUCAUCAAGUGGAUAGUGAAGCAUUAACCAUCGCUGUUAAUUUCUGGUGGCGGUCCAUGACAAUAUCUGGCAUGUUGGAGCAUAUGGAUGCAUAUUAUCUGCGUAGAAUACUAAAAAGAUUGAUUGAUAAGGAAAUGAAUAAGAUGCUGCAUUUUCCUUCAAGUAGUAUGGAUAAAACUAUGACUUGUACGACUUCCCAGCCUAAUGAUGCAUACAGAGAUCAUGGAGAACAGAGAAUCAGCACGAAUUGUGGCAACGGAAGUUCAAAUGAUGAGCUUAGGUCAAAAGUGAUGCUGCAAGAUUUGGAGCCAUGUGCAUCACAGUCUCUAAAUGAACUUAUUUCUUUGGUCCAUGACUGUCUCAAUCCUAGCAAGCCGACGGGAUUGGAGUAUACAGAUAAUUCAUCUGCUAAGGAGAAUGAUGAGACGAAUAAAAGAGAAGAGGACUUGUGUAGCAUCAACGAUGAUCCAGUUACUAAUCUUAUUUUGACUCUUCAUCCACUUACAAUCCAGAGUGUCUUUCUUGCAAUGGCGGUGAGUUCAUUUUUAACCAUUUUGAUGAAUCUUGGUUAUCUUGGGCCCAUAUUAUUAUUCUUAACUUCUUCUCUUUCCUUUCAGCUUUACUUUUUUUUCUGUUUCCUCUGCAUCUUUUAGUUCUCAAAGGAGAUUGCAUACACUAUAGUCCAACUGGA